AUGCCAGACCGAGGAACGUCUCGUCUGAUGGCAAGACCGGGAAAGGAACAGACAACGCGAGGCGAUAUUAAGCUCUCAGCCCAAAAUCUCACGACCGGAUUUCUGCAAGAGAAAAACGAGGAGGUUUGGUGGAGGUCGAUGCAGUCUCAAGACGUGAUGCUACCGGACGAGGUGGUGGUCGAGAUGGAAAAGUGGAUGAAGACGCCUGCGUCCAAAUGGAUCUGGGUAGAGGCGCCAGUCGAUGAAUUGGCUGAGAAGCGGCUCACUUGUGCAGCGUUUCGCAUUGCCGAGAUUGUCUUGAAUUCGGGCAUGGUUUGUAUUUACUUUUUUGCAAGUGCCCGUCCCACUUGGAAGGGAAGCUCUGCAAAGGAUUCAUGGAAUAUUCAAAAUUCCAGCCGUAAAGAAGAAGCAGCCACCGCACUGCUGUACUCGCUCAUCACCCAGCUGGUCCGCCUCCCGCGCGAGCUGGACCGCUGCCCGCCCGACCUCUGCAGGCCCGACGCCUUUGACAGCCUCCUCGACCUCAGCAUCCCGCCGGCGGCAAGACACGCGGCGGCGCUGGGGCUGAUCAGGACGCUGCUCGACCACGCGCCCAAGGCGCUCGUCCUGGUCGUCGACGCCGUCCACCUCGCCGACUGCGCCGCCACCAGACGCCCCCUGGCAGACCUGCUCGGGAUGCUGCGCGAACGCGGCCGCAGCCUCGGCCACGUGGUCAAGGUGCUGUUCACCACGGUAGGGUCCUGCGCCCUGCUUGCGGCGAACAUGCAGAGGGGGGAGAGGGUGGACGCGGAGAGGAUGGCGCUGGCCAGGCCGGGGCUGCCGCUCAGGGGGUGGAGUCAGAUCUCGGGGCCGAGGGGGCUCGGGCGGGGGCCUGGUCAGAAUGUUGCUAGUGAGGAUUCUUGA
This is a messenger RNA of Pyricularia oryzae 70-15, 903 nucleotides long. RefSeq lists its product as uncharacterized. The transcript has 2 exons. The coding region runs from base 1 to 903 and encodes 300 amino acids. The record is from RefSeq and is a predicted model, not a curated record. Lineage: Eukaryota; Fungi; Ascomycota; Sordariomycetes; Magnaporthales; Pyriculariaceae.